AUGUACCAGGUGCUCAAGUCCUGUUUCUGUUCCAGUGGCACCAGUGGAGGGUUUCUGAGCUCAGAAACAACUGUCGCAGCCUGGAUCACAGAACUCACACAAAUAAGUGGAAGUGAACAGCCCCAUCUGCAAAGUUUGAAGAUGGAGAUCAUAAUCCUGAACUUACUGACCAUCAUCACUGCCCUGGUCGGGAUGGCAGGAAAUGCCACUGUGCUCUGGCUUCUGGGCUUCUGUAUGAGGAGGAACGUCUUCUCUAUCUACAUCCUCAACCUAGCAACAGCUGACUUCACUUUACUCUGUUGCUGUAUUUUGCAUGCCCUGGAGACACUCAUCAUGUUCUUCUGGCCCAUCUCCAGAUCCUUCCCGGACUUUUUUGUCACUGUGUCAGUCUUUGCCUACAUCGCAGGCCUGAGCUUUCUCAGUGCCAUUAGCACAGAGCGCUGCUUGUCUAUCACGUGGCCCAUCUGGUACCGCUGCCGCCGCCCCAGACACAUGUCAGCUGUCAUGUGUGCCCUGCUCUGGACCAUGUCCCUGCUCCUCAGCAUCCUGCAAGGAAACUACUGUGGCUUCCUGAAUAGAAAUGUACAUCCCUUUUGGUGUCCAGCAUUGGAUUUCAUCACUGUGGCCUGGCUAAUGUUGUUAUUUGUGCUUCUCUCUGGGUCCAGCCUGGUUCUGCUGACCAGGCUGCUGUGUGGCUCCCAGAGGGUGCAGCCCACCAGGCUCUAUGUGACUGUGGGGCUCACAGUGCUGGUCUUCCUCACCUGUGGCCUGCCAUUUGGCAUCCACUGGUUCCUCAUAUUCUGGUUUCAAAAAGAUACUCGUGCCUUCUUUCGUCUUUUCCUGAUUGCUGUUUUUUUGUCCUGUGUCAACAGCUGUGCCAAUCCCAUCAUUUACUUCUUUGUUGGCUCCUUUAGGCAGCGAUGGUGGAAGCGGCAACAGACCCUGAGGCUUGUUCUCCAGAGGGCUCUACAGGACACCCCUGAGGUGGAUAAACAUGAAGGAAGCCUUCCUCAGGAAAUUCUGAAGAUGUCAGGGAACAGUCUGUUGUCCUGA
Messenger RNA from Artibeus jamaicensis (Jamaican fruit-eating bat), 1053 nucleotides. RefSeq names its product mas-related G-protein coupled receptor member X2. Gene Ontology annotation, biological process: G protein-coupled receptor signaling pathway. Gene Ontology annotation, molecular function: G protein-coupled receptor activity. Gene Ontology annotation, cellular component: membrane. The record is from RefSeq and is a predicted model, not a curated record. The transcript has a single exon. Bases 1 to 1053 code for a protein of 350 amino acids. Lineage: Eukaryota; Metazoa; Chordata; Mammalia; Chiroptera; Phyllostomidae.